Messenger RNA from Penicillium canariense, 1068 nucleotides. RefSeq lists its product as uncharacterized. The transcript has a single exon. The record is from RefSeq and is a predicted model, not a curated record. Bases 1 to 1068 code for a protein of 355 amino acids. NCBI's taxonomy places the organism in Eukaryota, Fungi, Ascomycota, Eurotiomycetes, Eurotiales, Aspergillaceae.
AUGAAGUCACCUUUCCCGGCGGAAGCGGGCCCAACCCCUGCGAAACUCUGUGCCUCAUACGACUUGGGCGGAGGGGUACGUCUUGCCGACUCGUUUGCAAUUUACUCGAUUGUCGCGUUGCCGCCGGACUGGACCAAUCUCAAGAUCGACCCAGAAACACUUGCAGAGCUGGAGAGGGUUGCCUUGGUCGUUGCAAAUAAGCUCCCCAUUCUGACCACUCUACGCGACAGUCUGGUUCCAGAUCUCAGUGCGCUGCCGCGUCCGCCUCGGCCACGAUCCCAGAAUAAUGGUCAUACCCACCCCUGCGAUCACCUUCCCUGGUUCUUGAUAAACGCUGCAAGGUACUCCCAACACUGUGUGCUUGGACACAAUGAUUGCUUGGAAUCACUUCUCAUGGUUUCUCAGCGACCAUGGUGCAUUCUCGAGCUAUGUUGUUGUGAGACUUCAACAGUAGCCGCAGUGCAUGAACUUGUGAUGGUGGCCACGAAGCUUGAUUAUGCGACAUAUAGCCCUGCUCUCAGACUUCUAGCACAUGAAGUGUCACAGAGGCAAGACCGUCGCCGGGGAGAUCUGGGGUCCUGUGAUUUCACAGGUGCAUUACGGCAAGGCAUCUCGGAUACCGCUUGGGAGGAUGCCUUCAUUAUGUACAAAGAGUUGUCCAAAAGCUGUCUCCGAUCACAUAACUCGUUCUGGAUAGGCCUGAUUUCCACAUGUGCCGUCUACCUUGGCCUAGCAUUCUCGGAUUUAGUUCAGGUACUGGGCGAUUUGUUCAACAGUCCUCUAACCGUGACCCCUGAAGUGUCAAGCGCUAUCAAGCCGAAGUUUGACACGAGGCCACCACGUUCAAGUGCCUUGAUUGACCCAUCAACUCACGUGGCGCGCCGCACAGAGAAGCUCAUACGCCUAAGAAGGAACAGCAUCGAUGUCAUCCCUCAUCCCAAAUCAUACUGGCACAUCGGGAACAAUCCAACUUUUCUUGGUCAAAAUUUCAGUGCUGAUGUACCUCCUGUACGAGAUUUGCUCAAUCUUUACGGCGAAAUUUUGAGAGGUUUCAGAGAAAACCUUUGA